Puccinia graminis f. sp. tritici CRL 75-36-700-3 is the source of this 779-nucleotide messenger RNA. RefSeq lists its product as uncharacterized. The coding region runs from base 184 to 750 and encodes 188 amino acids. The record is from RefSeq and is a predicted model, not a curated record. The transcript has 5 exons. NCBI's taxonomy places the organism in Eukaryota, Fungi, Basidiomycota, Pucciniomycetes, Pucciniales, Pucciniaceae.
ACUGCCUCCUUGCGCUGUGACCAUCUUAAUUUGGCCAUUCAUGAAGCUGAGGAUGAGAUGAUGUCAUCCCAAUCUGCUGCUGCCCUGCAUACAAAAUCAGACUGAAAGCCAACUCACAAACUUAUCCCCUCCACCAAAUCACAACACCCACAUCACAUUACCUUUAGUAGUAAAACUGUUAAAAUGUCCUUCUCUCUGCGAAGAGCAGCUCAGCUCACUCAGUCCAUUCGAACCAGCUCGAAUCCCAUGAGAUCCUAUGCAGCCUUGGCGGGUCAUCUUGCCGAGAAGCCUUCUCGCGGGUCUGAUGUAGCCUGGAUCCUUGCAGCGACGGCGAUCUUUGUGCCCACGAUGGGAUAUUUGAUGAGUCCCAAGGCUGCCCAACACUCGUCGACGAGCCAUGCCCAUCCGGUCGAGGAUAAAUGGUCCCGCUCGUUCGCGCUCGAGGAUCUCAACUCGGCCAAGCUUAACAGACCCAUCAUGGCUGAGGAUGACGGGAUCGCGCCUGCUGGUGAAGGCAGACCACAUGGUCCUGGUGAUAAGAGCAUCAGACAGAUCACCAAGCCUACCGAAACUCAUGCAGGCCACCAGGUCUCCAUGCACAAAGAAACCGAAGAGAUCCGAGGAGGAUCGGGUAAAAUGGAACAUGCUCGGGCGUUGAGCGCUCAGAGAGACUCACAAUCUACUACUAUCGACACUAAAGCUGUUCGAGCUCGCGCCGCUGUCGACCAUCAAGAUAAACAUUCUUCUUAAAAACCAAGACAACGAACGGACCCUCCCUC